CGGAGACCAGCAGCCGCAGAGGCGUCGACGGCGGCGGCGACGACGACGUUCCUCAGUCUUCGGGGUGGGCUCGGCGGCAUAGGCCGGGCUGUGCGGCGGGCUGGGCGGUCAGCGGCGGCGGCCUUAGGAGGGCCGCGGCGCCAUGGGCGGGCGGUAGACGGGUUCGGGCCGGCGACGCGAGGUGCGGCGGCAGUCGUCCGGGCCGCGGCGACCUUCCGCGAAGCCCGGGGGUGGGGAGGCCCGGGGCGGGGGUCGUCCCGGGCUGCGUGGGGCCUUGGGGCGGGGCUCGCAGGCCGUCGGGGUGCAGGAGGUCUGGGCCGCCGCGAGGAGCCGCCGCCGGUCGCUGGGCCCCGCCGCCGGGCCGCUCGACGACGACGCUCCCGCGGGGGCCCCGCCUGAGGAGGACGCGGCGGCGGCGGCGAGGCCGCGGGAGGCCGCGGAGGAUGGAGGAGCGGAAGGAGGAGGGCGAGGCCGAGAUCCAGGAGCACGGGCCCGAGCACUGGUUCUCCAAGUGGGAGCGGCAGUGCCUGGCCGAGGCCGAGCAGGACGAGCAGCUGCCCCCUGAGCUGCAGGAGGAGGCGGCGGCCGCCGCGCAGCCCGAGCACAAGCAGCAGAAGCUGUGGCACCUCUUCCAGAACUCGGCCACCGCCGUGGCCCAGCUCUACAAAGACCGAGUGUGCCAGCAGCCAGGACUUUCUCUCUGGGUCCCCUUCCAAAACGCAGCCACCGCCGUCACCAACCUCUACAAAGAAAGCGUGGAUACUCAUCAGCGAAGUUUUGAUAUUGGAAUUCAGAUUGGCUAUCAACGACGCAAUAAGGAUGUGUUGGCUUGGGUUAAAAAGCGCAGAAGAACUAUUCGUAGAGAAGAUUUGAUCAGCUUCCUGUGUGGGAAAGUUCCUCCACCACGAAACUCUAGAGCUCCCCCAAGACUGACUGUAGUGUCCCCUAACCGAGCUACUUCAACGGAAACUAGCUCAUCUGUAGAGACUGAUUUGCAACCCUUCCGGGAAGCCAUAGCUCUGCAUGGUCUUAGUGGUGCAAUGGCUAGUAUAAGCGUGCGUUCGAGUACCCCAGGCUCUCCUACACAUGUAAGCAGUGGAUCGAAUGCUAGUCGAAGGAGAAAUGGACUCCAUGAUGUCGAUUUGAACACUUUCAUAUCAGAAGAAAUGGCACUCCACUUGGACAAUGGUGGAACUAGAAAGCGUACCUCAGCCCAGUGUGGCGAUGUCAUUACAGACUCACCAACCCAUAAACGCAACAGAAUGAUCUAAACUACAGACAUUUUCACACCCACCAUGCUGCUUGAAAGCCACUCGAUCCUCCACAUAUACUCUUAUUGCAAAGGAAACAUGAGGCCAUCUUCCCUUGUUCACUGUUUAAGACAAGUGAAUUCUAUAGUGGUUGCCAUAAAAGGAAGCUCUAGGUAUUUACAGUAGAUGCCUCUUGUAACCAUGGCUUUCUUAAAACUAUAAUCCUAGCAGAGGACAUCAGACAUCGUGUAGUCAUUAGCAAGAUCAUCAUAGGCAAACAUAUUAUCCGUUCCAAGGCUAAAAGUGACCUUAACUGUAUUUAUUCUCAAAGGGAAAGGAACUAUCAGAUGUUAUUUGGUUAUAUAGAAUGCUUCCCCCACCCCCUCCCACCCCCACCCCCCUUCUUCUUCUUUUUGGUCCAUUUCCUGCUGCGUUGAGUAUUUUGCUUCAACAGUGUUGCCAGGUUCCUAAAAUGAUCUCAGACCCACGAUUUGGCUUCCUCGUCAAAUCUGCAGGCUUCCAGUUUUUGCAGCGGCCCUGUACCGUGCACCUGGUCUCUCUGUAGUCCAGUGUGCAACUUCUAAUGAUGGGACUGUGCCCUGGUUUUAGUUUUCCAAGCAGUUUCUAAUUCUGGUGAUUGUGUGAUAUAAAGAGGUGCUAUGAUGGUCAUGCAAUUAAUACUUAAUAUUGAAUCAAUACACAGAACUUUAUUGGAUUCACUUUGUGUGUGUUAGCGCUCUAAAAGUAGCAAUAUGAUUAUUAAAGUGCCCCCCCAGAUUGACCCCGUAGGCUUAAAAUAAUCCUGUUUUAAGACAAGUACUACUUCCCACGCAGGGUACUGUUCCUUAUGGUAAAUGUAAACUUGUAGACUGCAUUCAAGGGGGACCUACAGUAGUGAGGUCAUGAACUUGGAGGAUGGGCUUCCUUUUUGGCUCUGCAUUAGCGAGAGGGAGAUGGAUGGUGGGGGAGGGUAGGUAUUCCAGUCUUUCGUGUCCUUUUCUAUCUACAUUUUUCAUGAAUGCCCUACUUUGUGCAGUUUUCCAUUGGAGUUGGUGGAAGAUAAAGGUCUUCGAUCUGCCAAUAAUGUGAUCGCAACUUAAGUAGCAACCCCCCCACUCUCCAGUCCCCCCUCCCCUAAAGAGUGCAGUUUGGAAUCUCAUUCUGGAAAAGAUGGAAUCGCAUGGAGGCUUCUCUAGAUGUUAGUUAGACCUAAAUAAAGGUUCUGAGUAGAUUCCUCUUUUGGUCCCUUAUAAGACCUCUUGUAGCCACAAUGUUUUAGAGCAUGCUUCACCUUCAUUUUUAAUAUCUUGAACUGAAUGAUAGUCUUUUUUAGAUGAAGAACUGAUGUCAGCCUGCCAGGUACUGUAAUUUAUUCUAUCAUAUUAUUAUGUUAUAUAUCAAGUAGGACAGUGAAAAUGUUUCCUUGCAAACUUGUAGUCCAGUAUCAGUUAACUUCCUGUUUUUAUCCUUAAAAGACCACUGCAAAUCAGUGGAAGGGUUUUUCCAGUAAUUACUCACAGCACUUUGUUAAAGUUUGCAAUUCCUUCAGCCAUUUAAUAAUAUCUUUCUGUGAAGAAACUUUGCUAAGUUAACCAUAAUAUUCAUGGACUGGGUGGGAGGUGAAUGGAAUGUUAGAAAUGUUCUGUAUUCGUAUAGAUAUAGCCCUAUUUAAAACAAAAAAAAACCCCAACAGAACAAAAGUCAAUUCCAUAGUAAAACUUAGGACUGAAAGUGAGGUAUUUGAAAAUUUUUGCAAAAAGUGGAUCAUUCUUUUUUGUUUGAAUAUAAUAGCAGGAAGAAUUAUACCUGAAACAGACGAGCCUGUGUAUUAGGAAUACUUUUAAGCUUCCCUUUGGAAUAUGCCCAGAAAUGCAUUUGGAGUUACCAUUGUUUUUUUUUUUUUUUUUUUCCAUCGUUGUAAAUUUAGAUUCUGGAAUUGGCGUUUGGUGUGGUGUGAAGCGUAGCUCACAAGUGGCCAGACCCCCUGUUCCUGAAGGAUUUUGAGAUUGAGGAACGCCUGUAUAACCCUCCCUUUAUGCCUUGGUUCUCUAGUUCCUCCUUCCGAAGAAUAACAGGUUUUUUAAAAUUUUUUAUUUUUGGUUGUUUUUUGUUUUAGUUGGUGCUCUGACGCUGAAUCUCAGUACCCUUUACUCUCGAUUGUCAAAUUUUGAUAAAACAUGUGCCAUUUUCUUUGGUUAGAGAAAGCAGGUCUUAAUGUCUGCCAGAACACAAUUUAUAUGCCUUAUUGGCUCCAUUAAACUUUUUAAAAACUUUAGCAUUCGUUACUUUUUUCCACUGCAUUGAAUCUCAGAUGCGAUUUGUCAACCUCCUCGUAACUCCCCCCACCCCCGCUCUGUGUCCCCUGCUCUCUCCCGUGCCCCCUGAGCACAGAAUAACUCUUCACAUUUAGGAGUAGAAAGGGAAACGAUUUCUC
Prionailurus viverrinus (fishing cat) is the source of this 3684-nucleotide messenger RNA. It is a transcript of the gene HAPSTR1, whose product is annotated as HUWE1 associated protein modifying stress responses. NCBI's taxonomy places the organism in Eukaryota, Metazoa, Chordata, Mammalia, Carnivora, Felidae. The record is from RefSeq and is a predicted model, not a curated record. The coding region runs from base 444 to 1271 and encodes 275 amino acids. The transcript is spliced from 4 exons.